GAGCAAAGAUCCAUCUUCACGGGCGGCUCCAAAAACCCGAAGAAGCCGAGCGGCGACGCCUGGUCCGUUGUGAUCGUAGGUGACGACAACCACGGCUUCAGCUUCCAGGGGGCCAUUAUAGGGAAGCACAAGAGCGGCGCCGACAUCGCCCUCAAGGACAACGCCGAGCACGAGACAACCUCCACGACCGUCGAGAUCACAGCCCUUAUAUGGGCCUUCGCCUGGGUGAUACACUACAACCCCCACCACAUCACCGCGAUAUCCACGGACUCGCUCGGCGCCCUGCAGCUCGCAAGGAGGCUCGCCUUCGCCGGCCACGACCCCAAGCUCGUCGGGGCACUCUGCAUCCUCUACGACAUGGUCAGCAACAAGAUCGACUUGCAGCGCGUCCAUGCCCGCGACUGCAACCCGUGGAACGAGGUUGCCGACGCCGCCGCCAACCGCGGACGCCUGCAAGAAGUUACACCUCCUCAGCCAGAGUGGGCAAGCGUCAUGGACGGCGCAUCCCAGCGGGACUGGGAGUUCCUGAUCGACGCGGAUCCCAGCGCCAGGGGGCGCACCCCGUUUUCGGACACGGCAGCCUCGCAGCUAACAGGGUCGAGGCGGCCGCCGAGGCCCGACACUUUCACAGCCCCGCCGGGACAAGACGACGGCGCCAGAUGCGUUAACGCCAACUGCUACCACAUCAUCUCCAGCGGUCACAAAGGGUUCAACUACGGCUGCGAACUGCACGUUCUACUCAGCAAGCUCUACGGCAAGAGCGUUCUCGUCAAGGACCCCAGGCUCCUUAUCGUCCGCGUUGCCGCCCCUGGCUUCAACCGCGUGCUUGCCGUCGCCCGCGCCCCGCGCUCGAAGGCCCUCGCGACCGUGAAGGGUCGCUACUGGAAGCAACUCGCGGAUGCCGCCGAAAGGCGCCAAGCGAGCAUCAUCUUCUUCGACGCAAAUGCCAGGGCAGGCAGCAUCGCCAGCACGGUCAUCGGCGACAAGGGCUUCAAGCAACACGAGGACCCAGAGACCAAGGACGACCACUACCCAGUCAAGCUGCAGCUUGCCUACCAGACCGUCUCGUCCGUCACCAAAGGAGCCCCGAAGUUAGGCGAGAGCAAGCUAGCCGGCGACGGUUGCCGCAAAAAGUUUAGCCCAAAACUCGACGAGGCCAAACGCCCGCCCUGGGGCACCAACCUCAACGAGCACCUCGCCAUAGUCACCGAGAAGAUCACGGAGGCUGCGCGCGAGUGCUUCCGUUCCCACGGCCGCACUCCGCACAAGCCCUACAUCGCCAGGCUACGCUACGCGGCCGAGCUCAUAGCGAAGGAAGCUCUCCUGCCCGACCCCGCCGACGUGAGUGCCCUGGCCGAUCUCAGCGACUACGCCAAAAUUGUGGUGGGCUCCAUCAAUUUCAGCACUCCCAGCCUGGCGACCUCUGUCGUGGAACCCGACGAAGUCAACGCCGUGCACAGCGCCCGGCACUACUUUGACGCCCUCGUUCGCUUCUUCCAGACGUCUAAGUCGAUCCCACAGAAGUGGAUCACGACAGACCGCGACGACUUCCUCGAGAGGACCGCCGACGAAAUGGGCACAGCGAUCGACGACCACGCCCCCCGUUUAGAGGCCCUGUAUGCGAAGCGACUACUGGCCUUCGGAGGACGAAAGUCCAAGAAGCCGCCGACGCCCAUCAUCCGCACCAACGACGACGGGAAGCCCUUCACGACGAAGAGCGAGAUCGCCGACCACGCUCUGGCCUUCUACGGCAACGUCGAGCAGGCUACAGGCACGGACGCAGACGGGGUAGCAGCCGACUACACUAAGAGGACCCGCCACGAAGGGCCAGGACCUAAGAUCCAGAACGUAAUACCCAAGCACCAGCUCACCAGCCAGCUCGCCGCCGCCAAGCGAGGCCGCCGAGGCGGCCCCGACCAGCUCACCGACGACAUGUCCAGAGCCAGCCCUGAAGGGAUGGCUCGUCUGCUCCACCCCGUCCUGGUCAAGACCCACUUCGAGAGCACCGAGCCGAUCGCCGCCAAGGGCGGGUACUCCACCUACUUCCACAAGGAACAGCGGGCCAUGGAGCUCCAGGAAUCCUACCGCGGCAUCCUGCUCAGCAACGCCAUCGGCAAGAUGCACAGCAGCUUCCUCCGCUCCCGCGUGAAGGGCCUGCUACCCGAGCUCCUAGAAGCAACCCAGUGCGGUGCCAGGCCCAUGAUGGCCGCGGAUUUCAUUACUCACACCAGCCUCGCCCUCAUCAGCGACUGCCGAAGGAGAUCAAGAUCAUGCAGCAUCACUUUCCUGGACCUCAGGGAGGCCUUCCACUCCGUCAUCAGGGAAUUUUGCAUGCAAUUGCAGACUUCCGCCGACGAGCUGAACGAGCUCAUCGAACGAAUCGACAUUCCCGACUUCAUCAGACCAGCGCUAAAGGAACGACUUCAGCAGCCCGCCUACAGCAACCAGCACAUCGACGACGAGCACCUCUGCCACAUGAUCGCAGAUCAACACACCACCAACUGGAUGACAGCCAAGAGCGCAAGGCACUGCCAGCUGCCUCGGACCAGCACCCGACCUGGAGUGCCAUGCUCGGACGUAGCCUUCAACAUGCACUUCGCCAUCAUGCUGGGGGCAAUCGACCAGGCAGUCCAGGAUGAAGAGGCCCACGGUCGGCAGAUAGGCGGACGCGAGAUAGAGGCCUGCAGCGAGCCUCUCUUUUCACCGAACCCUCACGAAGGAAGCGUGCUCAGGAACAUGUCCUUCGUCGACGACCUCACAGAGUACAACUCGACCGCAAGCGCCAGCGACCGGAUCAACGCUCCCACUCUUGCAGCUGCCAGGCUCUGCGCAGCAGCGUUCCAGCAUGGCCUGAAGCCACGCCCAGACAUGACCAAGGCCAUCCUCGUGCACUACGGCGCGGGG
This is a messenger RNA of Prorocentrum cordatum, 2904 nucleotides long. The record is from the annotation of a GenBank genome assembly. NCBI's taxonomy places the organism in Eukaryota, Dinophyceae, Prorocentrales, Prorocentraceae.